AUGAGAGGACGACUCGGUUUCAGCACCACGGAGAGCGCCCGACUUCUCCUGUUCGGUAAGUUAGUGUGUACGAGUGUGUACAGUUGUCGUGACUACUCACUGCAGUGAGUGCGUGCGUGGAUGUGUGCGCGUGCGUGCGUGCGUACACACCCUCUACCCUUGUUUAGGCUUGACUGUGCAUGUUCACAUAUACAUAUCACCUGUUCUGGCUUCUCUUGAAGAGUGACGAGUCUGAAAGUGUUAAAACCCGAGCAGAGUUGGACUUGGUCACUUUCUGACGCUGUUUAGUCUGCAGCCAGGCGCGUGCUGUUGCUCCCCUGAUGCUGCAGAUUUCACUCUCAGGUGUUGCAACCUGCUUUUGACUUUGCCGUGUGAGGAAAACAGAGGUGGCGAAUAGCGAUCUGAAGACGCGAGGAAGUCUCCGCCAAAAAUCACGAUUCUGCUGAUUAUGCAUGUUUUGGUGUGCAUUUGUGUGUGUGUGUGUGUGUGUGUGUGUGUGUGUGUGUGUGUGUGUGUGUGUGUAUGCGUGUGUCUCAUCUAACAUUAAGCCCCCUCCUCUUUAUUUGUUUCUCAGGUGUGCUCGCGCUGUCCGUGGUGCUGGCGGAGCAGGAAGGAGAGAACCUGUCCGGUCUCUCCACCAACCCGGAUAAAGCCAUUUUCGCUGUGCGGGAGAACGGCACGACAUGUUUGAUGGUGGAGUUCGCCGUAAGAUUCCUCGUGCCAUAUGACGUGCUCGCGCUCAACGGGAUAGACGUAAGGAAUCCCCUCGUGCAUUUUAAUAAAUGUGUAUGAUGAGGAAAGUGAAAGAGCCUAAAAAAAAAGGGAGACGCUGACUAAAGCGUUUUGGUGACAUUAUGAGGGUAUCUGUGCGUAAAUGUGGAUUCAACUGUAAAAUUAUUGUUCGAUGAGAAAAAUUGUUAUUUUCCCCUCUUGACUUUUUGUUCUCGGUCUGAUUGACAGCUGAAAAGUCUUUCUGACAGGACUAAAAGUGCUCUUUCAGCAGUUUUUCCAGUGAGCAGUCGUGCGUAAAAUGGUCACGUUUCAUUACAGGCAUUGACAACAGACUUUAAAUAGAAUAUUGUCUAUUUUUUCCCCCUUUUUUUAAUGUUUGUACUGAAAUUUCACCUUAAUAUUAUCUCAUCCCAUAUAUGUUUUUCUGCAUUUAUGAGUUGGUGCGUAAAAACGGAAGACCAGCCUCAUUGGUGGCCUUUUUCCAAGUCCUCAUCUGUUAACCUCUCGUGUAUUUUUUUUCCUCUUUUUGCAGCUGAUCACCGAGCAAGCCGCGUUCACCCUGCCCCGUGGUGCAGAAAUCGAGGGGGUUUGUGCGCGCACGGAGUCUGAGAUCCACAUAUCCUGGAAAAACAAAGCCUACACCCUUCGCAUCUACUUCACUAAGGUGGGCGAGAAACGGCCUGAAUGGAUAAACUUCAAUCAAACAGAAUAUCUGAGUCAUAUAAGGAGAAUGAAAAAAAGACUAGGCCACAUAAAUCACAUGAAUAUGUUUUUUUUUUACAAAUUUAAUGUCAAUAUGGAAACGUUUUACGCAAUUUGGCCUGUGAGUUUACGUCGAAAUGUGUCCGUUUCUUUGCAAUAAACACUCUGAGUGGAAUCCGUUCACUGUGUAGCUACAGUUCUUUAUAAUCUUUAUAAUAAAUCAGAUAUAUUCAAACUUCAUUAGUGGACAAUAGCAAAAAAAGAAGAUAUUCUUCUAAGCAGAGGGCCAGCAGGGCCUCACCGUACAGUGGAAAAGCCCACUCUGACACGCGUGUGUGCUGGUGUGUGUGUCUCUACGUGUAUGGCAGGAGUUCCGGGAGAAAGGCGUCGAGGUGUGGAAGAUCAGCAAGGUCCAGUUCGUCUACGACACCUCGGAGACAUCGCAUUUCAUCAACGCAUACAACCGUGAGUGCACCGCAGAGCGAUUGUGUGUGUGUGUGUGUGUGUGUGUGUGUGUGUAUGUGUAUGUGUGUGUGUGUGUGUGUGUGUGUGUGUGUACAGUAGCGACUCAGCACAUUUGUAUCCCGCCUGCUUUGAUCGCCUCCUCUUCUCAUUCAUGUCACACUCUCAUUCAGUCUGAUUCAGGGAGCUGAUUCAGACUCGGAUUUAAGAUUUCCGCCCACGUGUUGGACUGAGUUUCAGCAGGAAUUACUGCAGAUUGUAGAUCAGUCUGAAGAAGAGCAUUUUUACACCCUGAAAAUGCACAUUCCUUUAUUUGACCAUAAUUGUAGUGUUUAACUCAACCUAAUUUCUUUAUUUUUAGUAUUAAUUUUAAAUUUGCACAAUUCUCUAUGUGAGGAUUUUUUCUAAUCUGGCCAUUUUUUUAUUAUUUUUUUUUAUUAUUUAUUUUUUUGUCAAGUUGAUUUGAAAUUGUAAAAUCUGUUGAUCCAUUUUAUUUUGAAAGGGUUGUUUCCUCUUAUUUUGAUAUCUACUCCUGCUCAAAAAUGAGUCCCCAACUGAUGUUAUGUAUGAAUUUUAAGAUUUGCUCCAAUGUUGUUGAAGUAAAAUUGUUGAGACACACUCAUACACACAUACACACAUACACACACUCAGACUGGGGCCCUCAUGACUCCUCCAUUUGCUCUCAUGACUCAUCCUCUCCUCUCUCCAGCUGGGAAACACACAGCCAGCACCCACCGCCUGUCUGCCCUGGUGACGCCCGCCGGCCGCUCCUAUGUUUGCACGGCGCAGCAGACCCUCACCCUUAUCUCCAGCGACCACCAGAAAGGCAUCACAGUGUCCAUGUACGACAUCCAGAUCCAACCCUUCGACAUCGCCUCUGACUUUGUGUUCAGUGAACGUAAGAACGACACACACAAACACACACAACCCCUUUAAGACAUCCAUGAUCAAGUCUAUGCUUAUCAAAAUGAGUUAAAGAGAAAUCCUGAGGUGUGUGUGUGUAUGUGUGUUGGGGGGUGAGGGUGGGGGUGCUACAACUUCACAUCCUUCCCUCCACUCUCACUCUCUCUCACACACCUCUGUGAGUUAACUGCUGCAGUACACAGAGGGCUGCAGAGGGGGACGGACUGACAAAAGAAAAAGAGGGGGUGGGGAUAUAAGAGAGGCGUAAGUGACGCACAGAGAGUGUGAGAGAAGGGGUGGGGGUCAUUAGAUCUUUAUGAGUGCGGUUAUAUCUUCGCCCUGAAUGCAGCGUUUACAGACAUCCUCGGUGUACCUGUUCGUCCUCUGCAGCCGAUCACCUUGGAGGAAUCAUUUGCAGUGAGCUGCUGUAAACCAGGCUGCGCUCUGCUUCACUGCCUCCUCCUGCUGUGAAUUACUGACAUCCAGAGGGACAAACACCUCCAACUUUCAAACACACACACACACACACACACACACACACACACACACAAUUUGGUUGCCUGGAAGUCCUCUUUCUCCUGUUUCUGUAACCUGAAAGUGUGUGUUCAUGACUUAAAUAACAACAUGAAUAUUUUAAAAAGAUAUACAAACAUGUACAAAUUACAUCCGUGCAACCAUGCAACACUGCAGAUGCUUUACAUUCUUCAUGUAUUCUUCAUGUAUUCUUCAUGUACGACAGGCCAAGUCAUGUGACUGAAAUGACAACUCACUUAAAAUUCAAUUCACUUCCAGCUGCAGAAAGAAGAGAAACCUCGGUGUAUGAAAAACAACACAAAAAUAUAUACAGUAUAUAUAUUGUUUUCUGUCAUAUUAGAUCAGGCACGAUAAGUUAGAGCCACUAAAACAAAACAGAACAAAACAAAAAAACUUGACUUUAGAGCCAGAAAUUCACAAGUUUAAGGUUCUCAAAUAUGGAUGCUUGCUGGAUUUUGUCCUCACACGAGUAAUUUCAUGAUAUGUUCUGUAAGUAAUGGUUUGAAAAGCACUAAAAGAUCAUUUUUGAAUCAAACUACUAUGAAAAUAUUGUUUGCAGAGUUUAGUAAAAUGCUCACAUGAUGUUGAAAUGAAGUGGUGUAUAAACCAGACUUCUUUGGAGGAUUGGAGGAAAGUAAAAAUACUAGUGCGGCCCUGUUUAGCCUUCCUGUCAUCCAUGUUCAGUCGCCUCAGCAGCUGACUCUGUUCAUUCCUCCUUGUCUCUACAGCCUACAAGUGCAUCACAGACCAGCGGGAGCGCCUAGAGGAGACCCUCCCCCUUAUCCUGGGCUUUAUCCUGGGCCUCGUAAUCGUCAUCACACUCACUGUCUACCACUUCCACCUGAAGUUGACGGCCAGCCAGCCACAGCUCCCCCGAGACCGCUCCAUGUACAAGAACAUGUAG
Molecule: messenger RNA, 4237 nt
Organism: Xyrichtys novacula (pearly razorfish)
Lineage: Eukaryota; Metazoa; Chordata; Actinopteri; Labriformes; Labridae
Source: the annotation of a GenBank genome assembly